Molecule: messenger RNA, 1232 nt
Organism: Scomber japonicus (chub mackerel)
Lineage: Eukaryota; Metazoa; Chordata; Actinopteri; Scombriformes; Scombridae
Gene: tmbim4
Product: transmembrane BAX inhibitor motif containing 4
Exons: 7
Coding region: 61-771 (236 amino acids)
Biological process (GO): negative regulation of apoptotic process
Cellular component (GO): membrane
Source: RefSeq, a predicted model, not a curated record
GAAUCUCCGGUGUAGUGACUACAUUUCUGAAUCUAGCAAAGAAAACGUUACAGUAACACGAUGAGUAGUGAAAAAUACCCCAGGUCUUCCAUUGAGGACGACUUUAACUAUGGCACAAAUGUUGCUACAGCCAGUAUCCAGAUACGUAUGGACUUUCUGAAGAAGGUGUAUACCCUCCUGAGCUUGCAGAUCAUUCUGACAACAGCAAUCUCAGCCCUUUUUAUGUUCUGUCAAACCAUCAAGGAGUUUGUCCAUGCCAGUCCUGCUGUGGUCUUGGUCUCUGCUCUGGGCUCACUGGUUCUGCUGCUGGCUCUGGCCAUGUAUAGACACCAACAUCCAGUCAACCUCUACCUGCUGCUUGUAUUUACUGUGCUGGAGGCAGUGUCUGUGGCCACAGCUUUGACCUUCUAUGAAUAUUUCACUGUGCUGCAAGCCUUGUUCCUGACCUGUGCUGUAUUUGUUGGACUAACAGCCUAUACCUUCCAGUCCAAGAGAGACUUCAGCAAAAUGGGAGCAGGCCUAUUUGCCUGCCUGUGGAUACUCAUCAUUGCAAGCUUCAUGAGGUUCUUUUUCAACAGUGACAGUACAGAGCUAGUCCUGGCUGGUGUCGGAGCUUUAGUUUUCUGUGGCUUCAUCAUCUAUGACACCAGCCUGCUGAUGAAACAGCUAUCCCCUGAGGAGCACAUCUUGGCUUCCAUUAACCUCUACCUGGACAUUGUCAAUCUCUUCCUGCACAUCCUGCGUGUCCUUGACUCAAUGAAGAAGCACUGAAAGCUUCAGCACUACUGCAAACUGCACAACUGUAAAAGUCUGUCCUCACUGAGCUGUCUUUAUGGGCAGCUUCACUACUUGCUCUCUUUUUCUCAGCAGACAUUUAACUUGUCAUAGAUGGAAAAGCACAGGUGUAGCUUAUUUAAAUGUUACAGUAAGAACUGAAGUCAACAUGUGCAACAUGAGUAUCCCAAAACCCAAGUAGCCAAAUGUAAUUCAGCCAUCAUUAAAUUAAUUUAAUCACACCAAUGCUUUCCCUACUGUAACAUUACUAAAUGUCUUCUGUAACAAAGGCCUGUUUCUGUUUUUCACCCAACCAACUCUGUAGAUGAUUGUGCUUUUGUAAAGUGUUAUCAGUGCUGUUUUUGUUCUGAAUGCCAAAAUGUAAAAGUCAUAUUAUGUACCAGUUUAGUAAUUUAUAGGUGCAAUACGUAAUUUGAUAUUAAAGCCUGUAAGUGAUA